GCCGUCGUCUGCAGAGAUGCUGCUCUACGUCUGCUUUCUCCUGUGUGUCCACAUCUGUCACAGCGCUGCAGGAAUCCCCACAGUCAGCACACAGCAGCACACGGACGCUGUGCUCACCUGUCCUCAUGCUCAGGGAGAUGUAACCUGGAGCCGAGCUAUAGGAGGCACCCGGGUGACUCUUCUCACCGUCAGUAACGGUCAUGUGAGCAGCAGUUCGGAGCGCUUUGGUUCCCGUAAGAACAACGAGCUGCUUAUCAGGAAUGUUGUAGAGUCUGAUACUUCGAUGUAUCUGUGCAAUGAGAGGAAGACAGCCUAUCUGAAUGUGACCACAGACCCCAGCAUGGUGGAUCAAACAGUCACAGGGAGAAAGGACGACCCUGACCAGAAGGUGCCGGCUGCAGGUGCAGACACAGCUCCUCCCUCAGACUUGUGGAAAGUUCCUGUUGGCGUGCUGGCAGGAGCUGCACUGGUGCUGUUGUCCAUGUUGACUCUGAGACUGUGGAGGGCCGAGAAAGCAGCGAGGGACACGAGGGCGGUGCUGAGCGAGGUGGUUUAUGAGGAGAUCGGACACGCUGACGUGGAGCCCGGUCCAACCCCCGAGUCCAAGGUGGAAAACCCGUACUGCUGGUCCGAGGUCAGCGACCAGUCAAACACCUCCACAGCACCUGCUGCUCCUCUGUACAGCAACCUGUGCAGGCCCCAACCUGAAGGACACGACUCCGACACCUGCGUGUAUUACCUUACCCAGAAUCCUCUGCAGAUAGGAAGCAGCUGCCAGAGCUCCUCCUGACUUCUUUAAACCAGUUAUCAUGGGUGAGGGGCGGGUCUGACUGAGACUCCUCCCCUGCGUCCUGCUCCUCUCCGGCUAUCGAAGGACCAUCACCUCCAAAAAUGAACUUUCAUUCAGUCAGACAUGAAGGCAGUGACUGAGACCAUGAACCAAUCAGGAAGCAGUUUACUGAGAUCAGCUCUUUCCUCAGCGACUUCUAUUCAAUCAGAACACAGGAGCCCCUCCCACACGCCCUGGAGAGGCCACUUCCAUCUUUUAUAUACAGUCUAAUUAUUUUUACUUUGCUGAAUCAAUUUAUGUACGAAACGUCUUAAAAGAUGAUGAACAGGCUGGAACAGCAGGUGCAGAUCUUUAAUAUUGUGUGUGAAUUUAUAAAAGUGAUUUUUAAAUAAUUGAUGUCAGUUUAUUUCAGAAUCACUGCUCCUCGGAAAGCAAAUAAACAUAUUCCAGUGUUUGCAAACAUGUUCAUGCAGCUGAUAAUAAACUAAAUCAGCAAGAAA
Molecule: messenger RNA, 1290 nt
Organism: Oreochromis aureus
Lineage: Eukaryota; Metazoa; Chordata; Actinopteri; Cichliformes; Cichlidae
Exons: 2
Coding region: 17-790 (257 amino acids)
Source: RefSeq, a predicted model, not a curated record